GUGCGUCUCAGCACGUGGAGCCGGGAGCCAAUCAGCACCGUCCAAUGUCGGCGGAGUGAUACGGCUGCCGGAGGUCCAGAAAGUGACCGGCGGGAGCGGAAUGGAGAGGAAACGUUGGGAAUGCUCGGCGCUGCCGCAGGGUUGGAAGAAGGAAGAGGUGACCCGUAGAUCAGGGCUGUCCGCGGGGAAGAGCGAUGUCUAUUACUAUAGAUCAAGCUGUCCAGUGACAGGAGUGCUUGACCAGUUGCAGAAAGGUACCCCCUCCCCAAAAGGCGUCUUUACAGGACAGCAUUUGAGAGAGCAAGACAACACCCACCAGAGACAGGAGACACAAACCACCGCAGGUUUAAAAGGAGGCUCCUCCAUGAAGCCAGUUAUUGUGUUUUCUCCUCCAGACAGAAACAUUCCUCUGAAGCUCGGCCCCAGUGGGAAGAAGUUCCGCAGUAAACCUCAACUGGCACGAUACCUUGGCAACUCAAUGGAUCUCAGCACUUUUGAUUUUCGAACAGGAAAAAUGUUGAUGAGCAAAAUAAAUAAGAAUCGGCAGCGAAUGCGAUAUGAUGGGCUUAAUCAAACUAAGGGCAAGCCUGAUUUGAACACUGCCCUCCCAGUCCGGCAGACUGCGUCCAUCUUCAAGCAACCAGUCACCAAAGUGACAAACCAUCCUACCAACAAAGUGAAAAGUGACCCUCAGAAAGCAGUUGACCAGCCACGUCAGCUGUUUUGGGAAAAAAAACUAGCUGGUUUAAAUGCUUUCGACAUAGCAGAAGAGCUGGUGAAAACGAUGGAGUUGCCAAAGGGACUGCAGGGUGUUGGUCCUGGGUGUACAGAUGAAACUCUUUUGUCUGCCAUUGCUAGUGCUCUACACACAAGUACUAUGCCAAUAACUGGACAACUGUCUGCUGCAGUGGAGAAGAAUCCUGGAGUCUGGCUUAAUACUUCACAGCCUCUCUGCAAGGCUUUUAUGGUGACAGAUGAAGACAUAAGGAAACAAGAAGAACUUGUGCAGCAAGUGAGAAAAAAGCUGGAAGAGGCUCUUAUGGCAGAUAUGCUAGCUCAUGUAGAUGAAAUUUCAAAAGAUGUGGGUCCCCCCUUGGAAAAAGAUCUAGAUGAUGAAGAUGAGGACGACGAUCCCAGAGAACAAGUUUCAGAAGAUGUAUAAGACUAUAUUGCUUAAAUAUUGCAAUAAAAGACCUGGGACAUAUUUUUUCCACCCUCUUUUUGCAUUCUGUGGUUUGAACAAUACUGCAUGCAAAAUAACAUUUUGUAAGGCAGCCUUGGUUGACUAUUUCUUCUGGGUCCUUUUCGGGAGAUUUGUUCUGAUAAGCUUUCAUGGCAAAACAAAUAUGGGCAAAUUUCUACUUGAAGGCUCACCUUUUACUGAAAUGUAAUCUGCGAGUAUUGAAAUAUAGUAACCACCAUUGUUGACUUGGUUAUAAAGGUGAAAGCUCCAGGUCUGUUGUCCAGUGGCUGUAUGCUUGUUCUAGGCUUUGAGCAAAAAAUAUCUGUAAAAAGGUCCGUAAAUUAAAUCGAGAAUGGCGGUUUCCAUAUUUCUGCCCUCACAUGUUGACUUUUGGUGUGAAAAAUCAUGAUUUUCAUGCGGACACAAUUUCAAUAUUUAUUAAAGCUUUUUUUUUUUUAUUGUCUGAGAAUAAACAUUCCCUUUUUUUAUUUUUUCAUAAUGGCACAAAUGAAGAUUAAAGUUUUAAUGUCACUUUAGGAAGAACAAAAAGCUGUCAUUGCCUUUUGCUAUGGCAGAAUGUUGGGCCAUUCUGAGCAGGUAGAACUGGCACUUCUGGUAGUGACAGAGCUUGCCUGCUCCCUCUGGACACAGAUUUGUAUUAGCCAAUGAAGCAGUCCUACACACACCAUGAAAACCUGGUAGAAGUUUUUUUGUAUGCCCUUUAAAAAGUUAGUGCUUUCUAAUUGACAUAACUGAUUUUGCUAAAUAUGUUAAAUGAGGUGGACAAUGAAAGUUUGUGAAAUUGUCUCCUCUGUGAUGGCUAGCAAUCUUAUUGCUUAGUUUGCUUUAAUGCAAGUGGUACUAUCACAGUAGUGUCUUUAAAUAUUUUGCAGUUAUUGAUUAUACCAGUUAUAAAUGUCACUAAGGAUGUCUGUACAGAACAUUUUACAAAAUAUAAAUGUGUUUGAUAAGCUGUCAGCUAAUUCUUAUUAGGUUCACUUCCUCACAAGGUAGAUGUUGGCUGAGCAGAUUACUUGGAAACUAGUCUGAUUCUUCUGAAUUGUGAACCUUUUCUAUUGAAUAGAGUGCACAGAACGGUGCUACUAGGUAGAUUUCAUAGAGACUGGAAAAUGGACUCUCAUACAGAUCUUGAAUCUUUAAAACCUUGUAAAAUUGGUUACAAGGUUUUUUUUAAGUUUAACUUUGUCUUGCCUUUUUUUCCCCCACUGUUGUAACUAGUCCUUUCUGAUGGUAAAACCAUUACUCUUAAUACCCUAGAACUAAUGCUGCAACAGCUAUCUUGAGCCCACCCUCACUUCCUGUCUGAACGACAUCUGUUCAUCAAUCGCCUCUUUCUGAUCCAUACUGUUUGACCACCUCUCACAGCGGCUUACUCUGCAAUCAGACAUUUCUGGCUAGCUUUAGACAAGCAGACUUGAGCUGUGCAAUCUGCUGAUCAGUUGUUUGAUUAGAAAUCAAUAGGAGCAAGUCUGUUCAGACUGAAAAUGAAGGCAUUGCAAACAUAGUCUGCAGCUUCCAGUGGCCAGCAGGAAGGGGCAUAUACCGGUACUUUUUGGGCUAGUUUACACUUGCUUCAAAACAUGGCUUCGGUCACGCUUUGCUAAAGCUGUCUGAACGCUAGUCAAAGCCCCUGUCCCUAAAUAAAAUGGUUGGCUUACAGUCCUGUUUACACCUCGCUUUGUGCUUUGAUGAGGCUUUGGUGGGGCUUCAAGCGAGCUUUGCCAUAGACUUCCAUGGAUGCUUUGAAGCACCACUAAAGCUACAUGGGGUAUAUAUUUUGAAGCAAAGCCUGUCCGAAACCUUGUUUUGAAACCACUGUAAACUAGCCCUUAAUGUUCGAAGCCGAAGCAAGUGUAAAUGAGCCCUUAAAGGGCUGCUGGGGAUGUUUUUUGUCAUAGAAAGCUGACUUGGGUAAAAAAAAUCACAUGAGGCAGGGUGUUGACAUUUAGGUGAGCCUGCCAGCCCCUCCCACCAAAUUCUAAACACAGAUCAGGGUGCAGAUUCAGUGAUGACUUCACCAGGUCCUAAAAGAGGUACUUCUUGAAAAGAAAAUCAUUUGAAAAAUGUUGAUUGGGAGGUGAUAAUGGAAGGUAUUUGCAUAUGUUUAAACUGCAUUUUUUCUAAGCUGAAGUGUAUCAAGCAUUAGCAGGCACAUGUGGAGUCCAAAAAAUGCAGUUGUUCCUCAAUUUAAAAACUACUGCAUGGAAAUCUUUCUACUGGAAUUUUUAAAAGAUGUAAUAAGGGGGUGGGUUAUUGUUAUCCAGGAUUCUGCCACCUAGGCAAAGUUGGUGUUCAAUGUAUAUAAAAUGUUUCAUGGAAAACCAAUAGUGAGAGUGUGUAGUAUAUACAUUUUGUUGUGAUAUUUACUUUACUCAGUGUUAUGUGGUGCUACUUGCGCCAAGACUUUUUUUUUUUCAUGUAUUAAUAUUAAAACAUUUGUACAAAUUUCCAUAAUGUGCUUGCUUACAUGAAAAUGUGUAACUAAGAUAUAACUUAGUCUACAAACGGCUGAAUAAAUUUUAACACUUACGGUUGC
Rana temporaria (common frog) is the source of this 3740-nucleotide messenger RNA. RefSeq names its product methyl-CpG-binding domain protein 3. The record is from RefSeq and is a predicted model, not a curated record. NCBI's taxonomy places the organism in Eukaryota, Metazoa, Chordata, Amphibia, Anura, Ranidae. Bases 101 to 1162 code for a protein of 353 amino acids. The transcript is spliced from 7 exons. Gene Ontology annotation, molecular function: DNA binding.